Penicillium mononematosum is the source of this 756-nucleotide messenger RNA. RefSeq lists its product as uncharacterized. Lineage: Eukaryota; Fungi; Ascomycota; Eurotiomycetes; Eurotiales; Aspergillaceae. The coding region runs from base 1 to 756 and encodes 251 amino acids. Gene Ontology annotation, molecular function: trans-aconitate 2-methyltransferase activity. The transcript has 2 exons. The record is from RefSeq and is a predicted model, not a curated record.
AUGUCCCAACAAACGAAAGACUGGAGCGCAAACCAAUACCUCAAAUUCGAAAACGAACGCACCCAACCCGCCCGCGAUCUCCUCUCCCACGUCCCCCUAACAUCCCCAAAAAGAAUCAUCGACCUAGGCUGUGGCCCAGCCAACUCAACAACAGUCCUAGCAACCCAAUACCCAACAGCAAAAAUAACAGGCCUGGACUCAUCCCCAGACAUGAUCAAACGCGCAAAACAAGUCCUCCCAGACCGGGACUUCCAGGUCGCAGAUCUGACCACCUACACGCCCGACCCAGCGACGCCAUGGCUGAAAGCCGACGAGCGCAUUGCGGUUAUUAAGCGGCUGCUACAGCCCCAGGAAAAGGGCGCUGUUUUCGCACUCCAGGUCCCGCAUAACCUGGACCAACCUUCGCAUGUUCUUAUGGCGGAGACGGCUGCUCAGGGUCCCUGGGCGGAGAAACUAGCCGGUGUGCAGAGAGAUCGGUUCCAGUCGCCGCAGGAGCUUUAUGAUCUGCUUAUUCCGUUUGCUAGUCGGGUUGAGGUUUUUGAGACGAGUUAUUAUCAUUCGCUUGAGAGUCAUGAGGCGGUUAUUGAGUGGGUUAAGGGGACGGGGUUGAGGCCGUUUUUGGAUCCGUUGGAGGAUGCCGAGAAGGUGGAUUUCUUGGAGGAUUAUUUGAGGCGUCUGCGGGAUGCUUAUCCUGUUUCUGUUGAUGGGAGGGUGUUGUUGAAGUAUCCGCGGUUGUUUCUGGUUGCUGUGAAAUGA